UCUGUGGUUCUGGAGGCCUUGUGAAGGAUUUUCUUUGGACAUUGGCUGCUUUGUAAGCCCAUUACCAGGCCGAUGUCGGACCAUAUUCAGGAUUUUUAACCUGUCACCAGCUGCCCGCCACAAAUACACAAUUUGCUCCCAUUUCUUUAUUUUAAUCUAUACAAACUACUGACACACAGAAACUGGAUUUUAGCUCCAACAAAGUAAUUCUCAGAAGUCUGUGAGAAUAUUUUGUGGACAGUAGAUCAGGGUUUCUUUACCCUGGUCUUAAGGUUCCACCACUGUCCUGCAUGUUUUAGGUGUUUCCCUGCAGCCACACACCUGACUUGAAUGAACAGGUGAUUUCGAUGGCAUGCAGGAGGGGAUGCAGUCAUUUGAAUCUGGUGUGAUGGUCCAGAGAUUCAUCUAAAGCAUGAAGGGCUGGGCCCUGAGGACCAGGGUUCGGGACACACUAGUCAACAAGGUUUGGAUCAAGUGGAGCCAGCUGCGACAGGUCCUCCAGCGCUCUCUACUGGACAGGUUUCGUGUUGCAAGAAGACUUCUUCCAUGUGUUUUUUACUUUAUAAAACUUUGUUUCCCAUGAGGUUGGAAAUAGGAAAUUAUCCAUGUUUUGAAUGAUGACGUUCCUGGCAGUGAUCUAAUAUCAGACGUAAACCUCAUCCUCCCACCUUAGAACAACUGUCUGAAAGAUGUGAAUGGGAUGGAAAGGACAACUCCAGAUUUAGUUGGUGGAUAUUCUAAAAAUAAAUGGUCUUUCCAUCGUUUGGCGCUGGGCGGAACCUUUAUUUAAAGGCUACAGUUUCAGGACGGACAUUAAGAGCGGGGACUUUAGCGGCUAACAGCAGGAUCACCGGGAAGAAUGCGGGAGCCCAAACGGUGUCGGAGCUGCUGAUUGACCUGUCAGAGUACGUCAAUCUAACGUCUCCGCCGGUGGCGGCGCCAGCACCCCCACAGGCCCGGCGGCUCCCACCUAAACCACCACCAGCACCACCAGUCUGCGCUGCACAGUUAGUUAGCGCCCAGACCGCCCAGCCAGAUGGACCAGGCGCCAGAGUCCUCGUUGUCUCCCGCUCCUUGUCCGACUUCACUCCCCAGGCGACCUUUGACAUCAAGAAAUGCGACCUGCACCGCCUGGAGGCGGGGCCUCCUACGAAGGCGGAGCUGACGAGGGAGCAGGGCCUCCAGUAUUACCGCACCAUGCAGAUGGUGAGGCGCAUGGAGCUCAAAGCUGAUCAGCUCUACAAGCAGAAGAUCAUCCGGGGAUUCUGUCACCUCUACGAUGGCCAGGAAGCCUGUGCUGCAGGUAUCGAAGCCGCCAUCAACCCCUCGGAUCAUCUGAUCACGGCUUACCGAGCUCACGGAUACACCUACACCCGGGGAGUUUCAGUCAAAGAGAUCCUGGCUGAGCUCACAGGUCGGAAAGGCGGCGUGGUCAAAGGGAAGGGAGGCUCCAUGCACAUGUAUGCUCCUCAUUUCUAUGGUGGCAACGGGAUCGUGGGCGCGCAGGUGCCGUUGGGAUCUGGUAUCGCUCUGGCCUGUCAGUACCAAGCCAACAAUCAGAUCUGUGUCACACUGUAUGGAGACGGAGCAGCCAAUCAGGGCCAACUCUUUGAGUCGUUCAACAUGGCCGCCCUGUGGAAGCUGCCGUGCAUUUUCAUCUGCGAGAACAACAAGUACGGCAUGGGGACGUCCGUGGAGAGAGCUUCUGCCAGCACCGACUACUACAGGAGGGGAGACUUCAUCCCUGGACUCAGAGUGGACGGGAUGGACGUGCUGUGUGUCAGAGAGGCUGCACAGUUUGCUGCAGAUCACUGCAGAGCUGGAAAGGGGCCCAUUAUUAUGGAGCUCCAGACCUACCGUUACCAUGGACACAGCAUGAGUGACCCGGGUGUCAGCUACCGGACCCGGGAGGAGAUCCAGGAGGUCCGCAGUAAGAGUGACCCCAUCUCCAUGCUGAAGGAGCGAAUGCUCGGCAACAACAUGGCGUCUGUAGAGGAGUUCAAGGAAAUCGACAUCGAGAUCCGGAAGGAGGUGGAGGAGGCGGCUCAGUUUGCAACCUCUGACCCUGAGCCGCCGUUGGAGGAGCUUUGCAACCACAUCUUCUCCAACAACCCGCCGCUGGAGGUCCGCGGGACAAACCCUUGGUCCAAACUGAAGUCCAUCAGCUAAACCCGACACAUGAAUACACACUCCACACCUCUGAUCUAGAGGUAGAAACCUCCCAGAGCUACACGAGCCCUCCUUGGAUUCCAGGAUCUGAACGGGACCCGCCAGUAUUUAUUUAGAGCUGUAUUUAAUAGAAGUUAUUUUAUGUGUUGUACAUCGAACCAGGCUGCUAGCGUCGCAGAAUCACCAACAAGCUUUUUAUUCAAAUGCACCUUCCUGUAAAUGAGAUGCAGUGUUGCUCAACAGACGCAGACUUAAAAUGUUUCAUAUGCAGGUUUUUAUUUCUGUCCGACAGACCCGUUUGGAGUCUUCUCCGUUCCUGCGUCUGAUCCGAACUCCUGCAGAAGUUUUUAAAAGGUGUGAAACUCUGCCUUUUUAGGAAUGCAGUCAAGGAUAUUGUAACGUCGGUCUUUCUCCAAGGACGAAGCCAGCUUUUACAUGUAAACCUUUACCGGGUCGUAGGCGAAGAGUCCAGAGUUGAGCUGGAGAGGUGCUGCAGGUCAAAAUAAGCUAAGGGAAAUAAGAGGUCUACACUACAAGAAGCAGAGCACCUACUAACUUAUUUCUCCCAUCUUCUCUAUAGACUGGGUCUGAUUUUUCACUUUCUUCCCUAAUAUCAUUCUCAAGAGGUCGAGAACUGGAUAUUUCUGGUGUUUCUGAAAGAGUUCCUGCUCUCAUCAUGAACUCUCUAGAAUUUCUCCAUUAGCUGUUGGAAAUGUAAAAGCUGACUAGAUGCUGUUUUUAUUUCUGAUGUUUCAUUUGAAGCUUUGAAGCUCCUCAGCCUUACAUUCAGACUGACACAGGUAUGUUUGGAAGGAUAAAAAGACAUUAAAGCUUAGUUUUUAUGGACAAACUUGCAUCUAUAAUUGGAAUAAUCUGAGACCCUUCAUUUUACUAUACUUGUACAGAAAAUUGUAUUUAUUUGACUUUUAAACCCUGUAAUUGUAACCGGCUGCGAGGGUUAUUGUGCAAUAAAUUAUGAUGAAAGUG
Molecule: messenger RNA, 3156 nt
Organism: Girardinichthys multiradiatus
Lineage: Eukaryota; Metazoa; Chordata; Actinopteri; Cyprinodontiformes; Goodeidae
Product: pyruvate dehydrogenase E1 component subunit alpha, mitochondrial-like
Exons: 15
Coding region: 748-2169 (473 amino acids)
Biological process (GO): pyruvate decarboxylation to acetyl-CoA
Cellular component (GO): intracellular membrane-bounded organelle
Molecular function (GO): pyruvate dehydrogenase (acetyl-transferring) activity
Source: RefSeq, a predicted model, not a curated record